Molecule: messenger RNA, 2724 nt
Organism: Exophiala bonariae
Lineage: Eukaryota; Fungi; Ascomycota; Eurotiomycetes; Chaetothyriales; Herpotrichiellaceae
Exons: 2
Coding region: 1-2724 (907 amino acids)
Molecular function (GO): hydro-lyase activity
Source: RefSeq, a predicted model, not a curated record
AUGCAGGCAGCUCCGACAUUCAGAGGCGUUGUUCUUGUGCAGGGCCAUUCCAGCCGCACGGCUGUACAUUUUGCUGAGCGCGUCCUCCAGCAAAUCAAACACAUACGGAAUCUUGAUAUUUCGCUCGAAACUCCCAAAGUUCCUCUAGCGAAGGAAGAGCUCGUCAACAGCACUGGGGGGCGACAACAGGCUUCCAGUAAAUUGCUCACCCGCCAGAUCCUAGUCAUUGACCAAAAUGCAACCUUGGAAACAUCGGGCAAGACAUGUGAGAUUAAGAACCAACCGUUGAUAGUGUUGGGAACUUCUUCACAGCGUCAUAUCAACGACCAAGGCUCAAGACAGGAUUCUGAGGUUGAUCUUAGCGCAACAGACCCAAUCACAUGGGUCAAAGGGCUUGCCACACUCCUUUGCGGUGUCUUGAACCUGCAAGCUGAAGGGGAAGCCUUGAUAAAUGCGUUGCGACGCACGACAGAUCCAGUGGAGCUCAUAGGCUCAAAUAUGACGCCGAUCACGAGGGGCGGUUUGACAUCAAUUGAUGCUUUCUGCGACGAAGUACUUGACCAGUACUCACGAUUUUUGGAAGCCGUCAAUUCAUCCUUGCGAGCGAAUGCCAUUUCUUCCGAGCCCGUUGCUAAACCGCUAUACCCCCACCGCCCGUUAUCUCUGGUUGAAAAGAUUCUAACCCAUCAUGCCGUUGGUCUGGAAAAGCCAGAAGUGUGUCCUGGAGACAUGAUAUGCGUCUCCGUAGACUGGACUUUGACUUCAGAACUCCUCUGGGCUGGAAUGGACAAGACAUAUACUGCAAUGAAUCGUCCCCGCCUUCAUCGGAACGAUCGGGUUUGGUUAGCUGUAGACCAUACAGUGGACCCACGAACCAAUCAUCAAUCCCGCCAAAGAGGGUUGAUUGACAAGGCUGAACGAUUUCGCGAUGAGGCCAAGAUUAUUGAUUUUCUGCCAGCCAACACUAGCAUUAUGCACACAGACUUCACGAGAGAUCGAGCACAGCCCGGAUAUUUAGUGAUAGGCAGCGACUCUCACACUUGCUCUGCGGGCAGCAUGGGCGCAUUUGCUGUCGGAUUCGGUGCCGCUGAUGUGGUGAUGCCACUAGUCACGGGGGAAACUUGGUUUCGAGUUCCGGAAGUGUGCCGCAUCAACUUUGUAGGGAAGUUGCCAUAUGGCAUCUCGGGGAAGGACGUCAUCCUAUACAUUCUCGGGCAAUUUAAGCGCAACACAAUCGCCUUCCAACGCGCAGUGGAAUAUGGCGGACCUGGUCUAAUCGAGCUGAGCAUGGAUGCACGAUUCGCUAUCGCAAACAUGACCACUGAAUUUGGUGGCAUGGGCGCCUGCUUCGAGAGCGACGAGCGGACCGCCGCCUGGCUCGCAAGCCGAAGACUCCCAAAAGACAAAAACCGGCCGCUCUACUUUAAGCCUGAUCCCGAUGCGCGAUACGCUGAGACCCGAACGAUAGAUCUAUCAGAAGUACAGGCAACAGUCGCGUUAUAUCCAAACCCAGAUGAUGUGGUCCCUAUCGACAGAAAGGCAGGCAUGAAGCUCGAUGGCUGCUUCAUCGGCGCCUGUACAACCACCGAGGAAGAACUGAUCUUGGCCGGACUGGUUCUGGAAGUUGGUCUAGCCACCGGCUUAAGACCUACAUCACGAGGAAAACGGAGAGUCACUCCCGGUUCCUUGACCAUAACUCGAAAACUUGAGACAUUGGGCCUCACCGAAGUUUACAAACAAGCUGGUUUUGAGAUUGGGGCGCCGAGUUGUUCGUACUGCGUGGGGAUCAACGACGUGGAUGUCGCUCAACCUGGCGAGGUGUGGUUGUCUUCGCAGAAUCGAAAUUUCCGUAACCGCAUGGGCCCCGGGAGCAUCGGAAAUGUGACUAGUGCAGCGGCUGUCGCCGCAUCCAGCUUCGAUAUGGAGGUGAGGAAUCCUGGGCCUCUCCUAGCCAUGAUAGACACAAAGAGGUAUCAAUCACUGUUCGGGAAAGCUCAAGCAGUACCAAAAUUGUCCCCGCAAUACCGAGAACCCGCUUCACGACGGCAGUCGCCCUUAGCCACCACAAAUUCAAAGAACAUUCCGGCAACGACAAGCGUACGGCUAGGAGACGACUUGAUCAAAGGAAUGGUACAGAGAUUUGGAACCAAUGUUGACACAGACGCCAUAAUCCCUGCUCAAUUUAUGCCAGGCAUCAACGAUGCUGACCUUGGGAGUCAUUGUUUCGAACACGUCCGACCAGAUUUCCGUAACAAGGUUGCAAAUGGCGCUACAGUUGUUGUUGCUGAGCAUGGCUUUGGCAGUGGCUCCUCCAGGGAGGAUGCUGUGCGAGCUUUGAAAGGUUCAGGAGUUCAGAUGAUUAUUGCGAAAAGUUUCGCAUUUAUUUAUGAACGAAACCAGCUCAAUAUGGGCUUGUUCAACGCUCGAAUAUCUGAUGAUGACUUCUAUCAACAUGCAAAUGAGGGCGCGGUGCUCACGGUCGACAAAGCAGCAAGGACAUUAAGGAUAGCCGGAGCCGAUAAGACCUGGAAAUAUGAGCAUACCGCUAUCGAAGCCGAGCUUCUGGGGGCUGGCGGCGUAUUGUCCCUGUACCACUUGUACGGCAACUCAUUAUUCCGUGAGCUGACACGCUCACGGCAAAUCCCUGAGUACCACUCCAGGACGAUCAAAGACUUUACAUCGGUGGAGCUUUCGAGAAAACCACAGGCAGCAUUGGCAUGGUAA